CCUCAGAAAUCACAUCAAAGUGGGAGCUCUCCUUGUUGAUCCACUCUCUGGUCUCCAUCUGCCUCUAUGGCGCUGAUUAUCCGAUGUGUUGUAACAACAUCCCACGUUUUCAGCCGCUCUGUGUGGAGGUUGCCUGCAGCUGACCGUCGGUGUGUCCACUCUGUGAGAGGAAGAGCAGCAGCCUGCAAACACUUCAGUUCAUCUGUCUCACAUUCAGCUACAGAGUCCACGAUGAGAAAGAAGCUGCUCGUGGAUGUGGACUGUGGGGUUGAUGAUGCUCAGGCCAUCAUGUUAGCGCUGGCUGCCCCCAAUGUGGAGCUCCUGGGCGUCACGUGUGUGCAUGGAAACACCACAGUGGAGAAUGUGUGUAAGAACACACUGCGAGUUCUGCAAGCCUGCAAUAAACUGGAGAUUCCAGUGUUUAAAGGUGCAGAUAAGCCGAUCCUUGGGAACACUCUCAGUGCGGGACAUUUCCACGGGUUGGACGGGCUGGGAGACGCUCCUGACCCCAACGCCCCCGGGCUGGACCUGGUUCAGAAGGAGGGCGCUGUGUCAGCCAUGAUCAGGAUAGUCAAUGAGAACCCAGGAGAGGUGUCUCUGGUUGCCACAGCACCCCUCACCAACCUGGCUCUGGCUGUGAGGAUGGAUCCAUCUCUACCGAGCAAACUCCGAGGGCUUUACAUCAUGGGAGGCAACACUGAGUCUCGAGGAAACACAACAGUGUGUGGCGAGUUCAACUUUGCUGCUGAUCCAGAAGCUGCGUACAUCGUACUGAACGACUACCAGUGUCCCACCUAUAUGGCCUGCUGGGAGUUUACCUGUUACAGCAAACUGUCCUGGGAGUUUUGUGAUGCCUGGUUGGGGCAGGACACCCACAAAGCUCGCUUCAUGUCACAGAUCUUUGCCCACAGCAUCGAGGCGUCGAAAGGCGAGCGAUGUGAGAAAGAGUUUGUGGGCGGCACAGGUUUGGUUUCCUGUGACUCGUACGCCAUGGCAGCAGCUGUAGAUGACUCGUUCAUCAUAGAAAGCGACCAUUAUCCGGUCAGCGUGGAGCUGACGGGCACACACACCAGAGGCAUGAUGAUAGUGGAUACUGUGGGCUUCAUGAAGAAGGCUCGCAAGGUUUUCAUCAUGAAGAAGGUGGAUAUGGAGAGGUUCGAGCACAUGAUGAUGGCUGCUUUACGAUAACAGAAAAUUAAGCUUCAGUGAACACUAUGUCACUGAUCCGUCCAUAUAUUUUGGCUCAGGUUUCUGUUGAGUUGUAGAUGAAGCUUUGGUCUUUACAGAGUAAUUUCUCUAUUUUUUGUUUUUAGUCAUAAGCCAACAUACUGUAUAUAAAACUGCAAACUGCAGUGGAACAACUAGGACUAAAGACUAAUUUUGUAUGAUGCAAUAUUAGUAAUACAAGAUUGUGAAAGACUUAAUACUGAAUGCGUACCUCAAUUGUUUGAUGACAUCAUAAAAACAGUUUUUUAAUGCUACACUAAAAAUCUUUCAAUGUUUUUGAUGACAGUACCUCAUUAAAAUUUUAAUAGAAACUUUA
Messenger RNA from Centropristis striata (black sea bass), 1543 nucleotides. RefSeq lists its product as uncharacterized. The transcript is spliced from 7 exons. Bases 67 to 1188 code for a protein of 373 amino acids. The record is from RefSeq and is a predicted model, not a curated record. Lineage: Eukaryota; Metazoa; Chordata; Actinopteri; Perciformes; Serranidae. Gene Ontology annotation, molecular function: hydrolase activity, hydrolyzing N-glycosyl compounds.